AUAACAGCAGAUAAUCACCAGGAUGGGAGUGAAUGACUUGUGGCAAAUUUUGGAGCCUGUAAAGCAACAUAUCCACCUGCAGGAUCUUAGUGGGAAAACCAUUGCCGUUGAUUUGAGCCUCUGGGUAUGUGAGGCACAGACAGUGAAGAAAAUGAUUGGAACUGUCAUGAAGCCCCACCUCAGGAACCUAUUUUUUCGUAUUUCGUACUUAACUCAAAUGAAUGUAAAACUGGUGUUCGUAAUGGAAGGGGAGCCACCAAAGCUGAAAGCUGAUGUCAUGAGCAAGAGGACACAGACACGUUACGGGCCUUCUGGAAAACCAUGCUCACAGAGGACAGGGAGAUCACAUUUUAAGUCAAUCUUACGAGAGUGUCUUGAGAUGCUAGACUGCCUAGGAAUCCCCUGGGUCCAGGCUGUGGGGGAAGCUGAAGCAAUGUGUGCUUACCUUAAUGCCAGUGGCCAUGUGGAUGGCUGCCUCACUAAUGAUGGUGAUGCCUUUCUUUAUGGAGCCCAGACGGUUUACAGGAAUUUCACCAUGAACACAAAGGAUCCACAUGUUGACUGUUACACGGUAUCAUCUAUCAAGAGUAAGCUAGGCUUGGAUCGAGAUGCUCUGGUUGGUCUUGCAGUACUUCUUGGCUGUGAUUAUCUACCAAAGGGAGUGCCUGGAGUUGGAAAAGAACAAGCAUUAAAACUGCUGCGGAUUUUGAAAGGUCAAAGUUUGCUUCAGAGGUUUAACCAGUGGAUUAUAGAACCUUGCUCCUCUAUUCCACAAUCUGCAGCUAAAAAUGUGGCUCACUGCUCUGUGUGUUCCCAUCCAGGUUCGCCUAAGGAUCAUGAACGUAAAGGAUGCACAUUAUGUAAAAGUGAUAGAUACUGUGAACCACAUGAUUAUGAAUACUGCUGUCCUUGUGAAUGGCACCAGACAAACCAGAAUAGACAACUAAAUGAAAUAGAAAACAAUAUUAAAAAAAAAGCUUGCAGUUGCAAAGGAUUUCCAUUCCAUGAGGUCAUUCAAGAAUUCCUUUUGAAUAAGGAUAAAAUGUUGAAACCUAUCAGGUACCAAAGACCUGAUUUAUUACUGUUUCAGAGGUUUACUGUUCAAAAAAUGGAGUGGCCCAGUCACUAUGCAUGUGAGAAGUUGUUGGUCCUUUUGACCCGCUAUGACAUGACGGAAAGAAAACUUGGGAGAAAGAACUCUGGUCAACUACAGCCAAUUAGAAUUGUUAAACCCCGAAUCAGAAAUGGAGUUCGUUGUCUUGAAAUAGAAUGGGAAAAGCCUGAAUAUUAUGCUAUGGAAGAUACAGAGGCUGGAGAACUGGAUCUCCUUACAGUUGAAGAAGCAUCCCUGUUUGAAGCAGCCUAUCCUGAGGUCGUUGCUGUCUACCAGAAACAACAGUCAGAAACUCAAGGGAAGAAACAGAAGAGUAAGUGUUGUGCUGGCUGUAUGAAAGUUAAGCCCAAAGGAAACAGUUUAUCAGAAAUGGAUAAUGUAGUCAGUUCUCAGUCACUUAUGACUUUAAAACCUAAAUGUGAAGUCCUCCCCAAGCAUACUCGCAAAACUAAUUUGGAAAUUUCUCCAGAUCCUAUUUUACCACAGGAAUCUACUUCUCCCUCACUGAGUAAUUUAGUUUUCCCUGAAAGUGCUCCCUGUUUGAAUUUGCAAGAACAUUUCAUGCCUCCUCCAAGACCUGUGGCUGGAAAGCAAACUAAAGAUGUCAGUAAUUUUCUAGUUUCAGAAUGCAGUGAGCCCAGCUCUUCAUCCCACAAUAUCUCUGUGAUUGCUAAUCUACACUUGAGUACCAUUGAUUGGGAAGGUACUUCCUUUAGUAAUUCUCCAGCUGUUCAAAGAAACAGUUUGUCCCAAGAUUUACAAUCAGAACUUGAGUCAUCAUCCAUCCUUCCUGGCUUUGAAAAUACCCCAGAACAAUGCACCGCAAACAAUGAAGUGCUGGGUAGAGAUCUUCAAAAGAUUGCUCCUGAAGAACAUCUACUUUCUGACAUCACUGGUUUAUAUCUUCACGAUUUGCCUCUAAAGGAGCGAAUACAUUUAAAAUCCUCAUGCCCUCUGUAUAAUGUACAAGCAGAUGCUAACCUGGAAAGUUUGCCCCUAAAAGUAAAAAGUUCUUGUAUUAUUGACAGUAACUCUGGUUGUUUAUCAGAUUUCUCAAAGGAAUUUCCAGGAAUAUAUCUGCACAAAGAGUCCAAAAACUUGAAAGUACUAAACAACCAACUCCUUCAAGAAAAUUCUUCAGUGGAUACUUCCAUACCUUAUUCUUUUGAUGACAAAGCAGUAAAGACCAGUCUUAAAGUUGAGCCCCCAAAUACUGUUCUACCUCAUAAUCCAAAAGUUGAUGAGAAAACUACUAAGAACCUUGUAAAGAAGAGUGUUUGCCUCAAGAGAGAUUCUUCAGAUGAAGAAAAUGAUCUAGUGUCCUGGGAAACUAAGAAUACUGCUUCAAAAAUGAAACAUGGUUCUCAGAAGCAUAGCCUAGCCCAGGGCAGAGAUAAACUCAGAAAUCCGAAAGUAGAUGCUAAAGAAACCAGACUAUGCACAAAGUCUUACACAACAGCUGAAGGUGAAGAAAACUCAUUCUCAGAUCCAGGGGAAAGGACUCAGAGUUUUCUACCAUCUCAUAAGAAAGAUGAGGACUCUGCUGCCUACUUGGAUAGUCCUCUCCCUUUAUGCCAGAGGUUAAAACUUAGGUUCCAGAACACUUGAAGUGGAUUUUAUAAUACUUAAUUAAUUUGAAUGUUGUCAGCAUUAACAGAAGCCAAGCAAUGCUGUCCGGUUCAUGUUUGGUAGGAAAUUUACAUGAUUAUGUACCAUUUAUUCAAAAUGUAGUUUAAAAUGUUAGCAGCCAUGUAUGGUUCAUGGCUAUAAUCACAGCGCUUAGGAGAUGGAUACAGUUCAGAGAAACAGGAGUUCUACCUCAUCCUCUUGUGUAUGGAGAGUUUCAGGCCAAUCCUGAGUUAUCUAAGGA
This is a messenger RNA of Phodopus roborovskii (desert hamster), 2984 nucleotides long. It is a transcript of the gene Gen1, whose product is annotated as GEN1 Holliday junction 5' flap endonuclease. Gene Ontology annotation, molecular function: 5'-flap endonuclease activity; four-way junction DNA binding. The record is from RefSeq and is a predicted model, not a curated record. The transcript has 13 exons. Lineage: Eukaryota; Metazoa; Chordata; Mammalia; Rodentia; Cricetidae. Bases 23 to 2722 code for a protein of 899 amino acids.